UGCCCCGCCCGCUUUCAUUUCCCUUCUUUAACCCUAAGUCUUUUUCUCUCCUACCUGAUUGAUUUUAUUUCUAUCAUUUUUCAGAUUCACAAUUUCCCCUGAUUUUGAUCCAUUAUCUUGACAUAAAUCAUAAAAAGUCACCAUUGCGUUAGAUUUAUCGUUAUCAUCAUCGCAGCCAGUUGUACAGUGAUACUGAAGUUCGCACAUAGAAAUGGGUGUCCACUCAUAUUCAUCUUUGUUUGAAUAUCUCAAAAAUGUUGGUGUUCAUAUGCUUGACGAACUGUACACUCAUCCUCCAACAUGUCUUGUCGUUUUUAGAGAAUUACCUGAACUAGCGAAACAUUUUGUCAUGCGACUUUUAUUUAUUGAACAACCAAUACCAAAAUCCAUUGUCUCUGGGUGGGUUGAAAAGGGUUCUAGUGCACUUCUAAAUGACUCAUGUAAAGCUUUGACUGAUUUGAGAAUAUGGCAUUCUACAGACAGUAAUGUUUCUCGAGGCUCUUGGUCGUUAAAUAAAAAGUAUCAAGAGUCGAUUCGGAUAUCACUGUUUGGAGGUGGAAAACCCUUACUUGGAGAUUUAGGCAUAGUGACAAACGAUAAGUACUCAAAAAGUGUUGACUUUUUAAAAUCGUAUGCAGCUGAACGUUGGGAUGCUAUACUUCACUUUAUGGUAGGUUCUGAAUCAGCGGAAGUUGGAAGUGUUGUGAAGGAUGUCCUUUUAUUGUCCAACUUAAUGAAAUGUGAAGGUAAUGAUUGUCCAAUCGGUAUCACAAAGCAUGGGUUCCAUUUCUUGCUUAUGAGUCGACAGUUUCAAGUGCUAGUUUUCAUCCUGCACUACUUUGACUACUUAAAGGAAAAUAGUAAAAAUCUAGUUGGAGCCCUACAGUUCGUUUUCCAACUUAGUUUUUUGUGUCCGACAAAGAGCUAUCCAGUAGAGGCACUGAGUACUGCCCAACAGGAAGUAUUACAACAUAUGCGCGAACUCGGCUUAGCUUAUCAACGAAAGCGUACAGCGCCUCGUUUUUAUGUAACUCCUCUUGCUUUGGAUGUAGCUGGAGGUCAUACUACUUUCUUGGAAAGUAAAUCAGGUGGAUGGGGUCCACAAUUAGGAGUUAUUCCUACUGGUGUCUCAAAAACAGAUCCCACCGAUAGCAACAAAAUGUUUUCGCAAAUUUCAGUAUCGAAUUCUUCCGAUGUUGGUUAUAUUUUGCUAGAAACCAAUUUCCGACUAUACGCCUAUACUGAUUCACCGCUUCGUACCGCUCUUCUUAGUUUAUUUAGCAAAAUACGUGCACGUUUUCCUAAUCUUGUUGUUGCUGAUAUAACUCGUGACUCAGUUCGUGAAGCAUUAAUUCGUGGAAUAACUGCAAAUCAGAUUCUAUCUUUCUUAACAACCAAUGCACAUCCAGAUAUGUUAUUACAGAAUCCUAUAUUACCGCCUACUUUAACCGAUCAAAUACGACUAUGGGAAUUAGAACGAGAUAGAUUUCUAUUUCAAGAAGGCUGUUUGUAUGAACAGUUCUCUCGGAAUACAGAUUUUGAAAUGGUUCGGGAUUAUGCUAAAAACAUUGGUGUUUUACUCUGGGAAAAUCCUGAACGAAGACUUAUGGUUGUGUCUAAAGCAGGUCAUGAAGAUGUACGGAAAUUUUGGAAACAUAAACGUCCAUCCUAAAACUUUGUCACUGUUCAAUUUUCUUUUUCUACUCCAGAUUAUAUGUACAUAUAUAAUUAGACAUUUUCAUUUUUAUUCUAACAGUAUUUGUUGAAAAGUGAUUUUUCAGCAAAACUCCAUGAUUUGUCAUUUUUAAACUUAAAAUGCAAUAUCAUAUCAAAAUUC
Schistosoma haematobium is the source of this 1837-nucleotide messenger RNA. RefSeq names its product General transcription factor IIH subunit 4, variant 2. Gene Ontology annotation, cellular component: transcription factor TFIIH holo complex; transcription factor TFIIH core complex. The transcript is spliced from 11 exons. Lineage: Eukaryota; Metazoa; Platyhelminthes; Trematoda; Strigeidida; Schistosomatidae. Bases 212 to 1672 code for a protein of 486 amino acids. The record is from RefSeq and is a predicted model, not a curated record. Gene Ontology annotation, biological process: nucleotide-excision repair. Gene Ontology annotation, molecular function: double-stranded DNA binding; ATPase activator activity.